AUGAUCUGGUCCUACAUCAACGGGGUGGAUGCUGAGGCGGACAAUCACAUGCCGAGCCUCGGCAAGGUGGCGCAGAUCGACGGCCGAUUCCCGUGGGCAUUCGUGCAAGCGCCAUCCUUCUGCGUGGUGGGCGAAUGGGUCGGUGGGAAAAAGAUGAGCCCUGCUAUGUCGGACGCCCUGCAGCAGUCCGGCUUUCUUGUCGCCUCCGACCGCAGCUCCCUGGCAGAGCUUCCCGAAGCGAUGGCUACAGGAUCCCUUCUCUCGAAACUGGCAGCGAAAAGAUUCCGAGUUGAGCAUCCAGGGGCCAAGAAGGCCCGGCACAUUCCGGCAUGUAUUCAAGGCCCUUCUCCUGGCAUCUAUCUUCUUGCGUCUGCCGCCUUGAGGUGCGGAAACCAACUUUCUGCGAGACGUGCAUGUGUGACAGCUGCCGGACAGCACGUGCAGAUGCGGCCAAGUGAGCUGCGUGAGAUGGACCCCGUAUGCGUGACAGCUGCUUAUGAAGGACGGGCAGAUGCAGCUGCAGUUUUGUGCGGUUCCGUGUGUGCGACAGCUGCCUUUGAAACACGGGCAGCCAAGUGGUCGACUCCAGAUGUAUGA
Messenger RNA from Symbiodinium sp. CCMP2592, 597 nucleotides. NCBI's taxonomy places the organism in Eukaryota, Dinophyceae, Suessiales, Symbiodiniaceae. The record is from the annotation of a GenBank genome assembly.